This is a messenger RNA of Medicago truncatula (barrel medic), 1527 nucleotides long. RefSeq names its product activating signal cointegrator 1. The transcript is spliced from 4 exons. Lineage: Eukaryota; Viridiplantae; Streptophyta; Magnoliopsida; Fabales; Fabaceae. Gene Ontology annotation, biological process: positive regulation of DNA-templated transcription; rescue of stalled cytosolic ribosome. Gene Ontology annotation, cellular component: nucleus; RQC-trigger complex. Gene Ontology annotation, molecular function: zinc ion binding. The coding region runs from base 34 to 1335 and encodes 433 amino acids. The record is from RefSeq and is a predicted model, not a curated record.
AGAGAGAGAGAGAGAGAGAGAGAGAGAGAGAGGAUGGAAACGGCGGGGCAGUGGCUGGAGAAGGCGUUGGUGGAGUUGUGCGCGAAGAUCGAGACGGGUUUGGGAUUAGGUUUGGAUGAAGAGAUUAUAAAAGGGCUUGUUUCUUACUGUGAUCUUGCGCAGCCACGAGAUGCUAAAGAGUAUCUUGAUAAUAUUAUUGGUCAGGAAGUAGGGAAAUCUGUGAUUGAAGAAUACUUAAGACGGAGAGGUCACUCAGAAUUCAGCACCAAAUCGAAUGUUCCAACUACCACAUUACAUGCCUAUGUCAAGCCACCUUCAGUUGAGACAUCUACUAGUGGAUCUAAGAAAAGGACCCCGAAAACGGUGACUGUCCGUGGUGACCAUGCAGAACCCAACAAGAUUGCUGUCGGAAGUAGUCAGGGAAGUGAGAUUCCAGCUACAAGUAGUGAAUCAAGAACAUCACAUAAAGUAAAUCAAGUGAGUUCCAAAAAGAAGAAAGCUGGGAAAACUAUUUCACUUGCUGAGGCAGCCAAAGGAUCGAUUGUGUUCCAGCAAGGAAGACCAUGCGCUUGUCAAGCGCGUCGUCAUAACCUAGUCAGCAAUUGUUUAUCUUGUGGUAAAAUUGUUUGUGAGCAAGAAGGUGAGGGACCUUGCAAUUUCUGUGGUGCACUUGUGUUGAAAGAAGGCAGCUCAUAUGCUGGUCUGGAAGAAAGCUUGCCUCCGUUGUCAGAGACUGAGGCUGCUGCUGAAGCUUACGCAAAGAGGCUUGUCGACUAUGACCGAAAUGCUGCAGCUCGUACAACAGUUAUUGAUGACCAAAGUGACUACUACGAGCUUGAUUCAAAUACUUGGUUGUCAAAGGAGGAGAAAGACUUGUUGAAAAAGAAACAAGAGGAGAUGGAAGAAGCUGAACGAGCCAAACGGAAUAAAGUUGUCGUGACUUUUGAUCUAGUUGGCCGCAAGGUUCUUCUGAAUCAAGAUGAAGUUUCAGAAUCACAGCCAGACAAUAGAAUAUUGCGUGCACCAGAUGUCAGGGAAGUGAACCGCAUUAUACCAAAUCCAACUCUUAAGAUUCAGCCAGUUUUUGUGGAUUUGGGCUUCAGUAAGAAGUCUGCGAACGAUAGGCAGGCAAGCAAAGGUAAGCAAUCAAACAAAGGCUUAAGCAAGGGGUUGUGCUUGGAGAUUACUGGGAGAGUGCAGCAUGAUAGUAAGGACUUGAAGUUCCUUCAGCAAAGUCAAUUUGCAACAGAUUCAAAUGGAAAAAUUUGGCAAGGACCUUCAGGAAAUGGAGAGCUGCAUGUUGAAGAUGAUGGUGAAUGUUUACUGGACAUAUGAUAAUUUGUAAAAGGUUUCCAUACUUUUUUGUCUAAGCCUUGAAAUCAUUGGUCUUGAUAAUCUUUUUGAGGGAAAGGAGAUAAUGAAGAAUUUUUGGCAGCAUAUAUUUUGAGAGAUGCUUGUGCACAUAUAAUAUCAGUACAUUUUUUAUUAUCAAAUCCUAGAGAUUUUUAAGGGAUUGUUUUGCUUGAA